UCAAACCUGGAGGUGAGGCUUCAUGUGGCUCAUUCCUCACGUUGUCAUCGUGUUGUCCACACCUGUCUCUGGUACCAGCUGCUCCCACCAUUCCUUACCUGAGCCAUACAGGUUGUGGUUGGCAGAGAUGGUGGAUAUCAGGUCGUUCAUAGUGUUCCUGUCCACCGCUGUGCUCAUGGCUUCAACAAACUUGCCUCGUUAUCGAACACUUCAUUCCAAAGCAGGUAAAAGAGAUACCUUAACAGGAAGCGAGGCAGUGAAUGCUGUGCUGACAACAGAUACUGCUGCACUCUGCUCACUCAUUCUCUUUGUUGACGGCAAAACCUCGUCUCGUGCUGUUUUUAAGGUGAGCUCUUGA
This is a messenger RNA of Cherax quadricarinatus, 358 nucleotides long. The record is from RefSeq and is a predicted model, not a curated record. Lineage: Eukaryota; Metazoa; Arthropoda; Malacostraca; Decapoda; Parastacidae.